Molecule: messenger RNA, 1257 nt
Organism: Mercenaria mercenaria
Lineage: Eukaryota; Metazoa; Mollusca; Bivalvia; Venerida; Veneridae
Product: fibropellin-3-like
Exons: 10
Biological process (GO): heterophilic cell-cell adhesion; establishment or maintenance of epithelial cell apical/basal polarity
Cellular component (GO): protein-containing complex; plasma membrane
Molecular function (GO): calcium ion binding
Source: RefSeq, a predicted model, not a curated record
UUUGCUGUAGGGAAUAUAUGCAGCUCCAGUCCAUGUUUAAGAGGGACCUGCUUUGGAAAUGGGACAGAAUAUCAUUGCUUUUGUCCUUCUGGAUUCACUGGGAAAACUUGUGAAACUACUCUUGAUGCAUGUAGUACUAAUCCCUGUCUGAGGGGUAUAUGCCUCCAUCAUCACGCAGACUAUUAUUGUGUUUGUCCCUCGGGGUACUCUGGUAAAAACUGUGAUUCAAUAAUAAAUGCAUGUAAAUCUAAUCCGUGUGUGAGAGGCGUUUGCUACCACCAUCAGACACAGUUCCAUUGUGUCUGUCCUCCAGGGUACUAUGGAAAAAGUUGUGAAACAGAUAACAACGAAUGUUUCUCACAGCCAUGUUUAAACGGGGGAAUAUGUCUUGAUCAGAUAGGGAAGUUCGCAUGCAAGUGUUUAUCGGGAUUUACCGGAGACCGUUGUCAGACAGACAUCGAUGAAUGUUCAUCAAACCCUUGCCUCAAUGGUGGGGUAUGUAAAGACGGAAUAAACCGAUAUGUCUGUCAGUGUCGAACAGGGUUUGGUGGUGACAGGUGUCAAAAUGUGACUGACCCAUGUAGAUAUAACCCUUGCAUUCGGGGCACGUGCUUUGCUCAUUUGUUUAAAUUCAUCUGCGAGUGUCCUUCGGGAUAUACCGGAAAACUCUGUGAAGAUACUAUGCAAUUGACGCUUUACGGUCCAAAAGAGGUGUUUAUUACGUUACCGGCUGGUAAUCAGAUGAACUUAAACUGUAGUGUCUCCAUGAGGUAUUCUUCUUUAAGGUGGAGGAAAAUACGGGGCUGCGGUGGACCCUACAGCGGAUAUAGUAACUCGGUUUAUUGAAAGUCAAGUACAAAUAUUGGAGAUGCUGGAACAUACGUUUGCGAUGCUUCAUACAGUCGAGACCAGUCAGUUCUGAAAGUGUUCCAUGUAGAUAUAACAUGGCAAACGGAGACAUGUAAUUUUGACGAUAGAUCAUUAUGUGGAUGGAGCACUCAACCGAAUAAUCAUUAUAGUUCAAGUUUAUCCUGGAGCCAACAGCAUGGCAAGUCACAAACCAGUGGCAAAGAACAAUACAACGACCAUACUCUCGGAACAAUGAGCGGUUGGUAUAUGCAGGUAGAUGCAACUUCGCAAAGAGAUUACACUAGAACUGCUCUUCUCACGUCACAUGAUUUUCCUGCUAAUCGUACGAUUUGCUUUGAAUUUUGGUACUGGAUAUCUGGAGACGGAAAUGGAAUGUUAUCAAUGAUU